Molecule: messenger RNA, 753 nt
Organism: Dibothriocephalus latus
Lineage: Eukaryota; Metazoa; Platyhelminthes; Cestoda; Diphyllobothriidea; Diphyllobothriidae
Source: the annotation of a GenBank genome assembly
AUGCCGCAAAGCUGCACCCUGGCCCGGCAACGAAUAGCACGCCUGCACGCGUGGACGCUCUCUCUGGCCGCUGUGAUUCUUGCUGCUAUGCCGCACUUCGGAACACGCCGCUCCAGCGGAAUGACGUGCGCUCCCAGGUCAAGCUUCUUCCUCAUAUCCUCCUCGGUUUCUACGAGGGAGACCGAGCUAACCGCCACCAACUUCAGUUCAGAAGAAAUUCCGACAACUGACUCAGUUGAUCUAACGGAAUUUACUGUUCUGAAAGAACUUCUAAAGCUCAAAGAAACGAAGUCGCCAAGUCCAGAUGGAAUACCUGCAAAGCUGUUGAAAGAGCUAGCCGGUUUCCGUUCUUGGCCCUAUCCUCUUCCUUAUAUAUAUCGACGACUUUGCGCAAAAAUUCGAUGUCCAGAUAUAAUAUUCCUUUCAUCACCCCCGGAAGAGGAAGAAGGGGCAAGUUCUGGGACCAGAUUGUAUUUUAUCGACGACUGCAUAAGCGGAUUUGACUGCGAAUUCAUAAUGUUUGCUGACGAUUUGAAACGUUGGAAAGUCAUGCGAAAAGAAGAGGAUGAAGGAAAUCUGCAGGCGAAUUUGCACCGACUCGAACAACGGUCAACCGAAUUGCUGCUACCAUUCAAUGUCGACAAAUGCAAAAUAAUGCGCUUCCGUAGAACCAGCACUUCGCAUCGGAAAGUGUAUCACGUUAAUCGCACGCCGCUGCCAGAGGUAGAGGCUCAGAAGGAUCUUGAUAUCUGA